CAGCCAAUCACUGUGUGCAUAGUUAGUAAGCAUGUUGACAUCAUCCAUAGCAACGAGGUCAACCCCACCCUUAUUCUUAGCUUAACACUUCUCUCUAUGCCUUAGUAAAAGUUGGUCUCAGCAGCUUUGCAAAUAGGUUUUAAGAGAAAACUCUUAGCUAAGAACUUUUACUGCUACUUAGGAGAACUCUUAGGGGUAAGAUAAAAUGUUUCAUAAAUACAUUAUCCUGGUGUCACUAAUAUCAGUUAAUUAUGUAUGAAGGGCAUAACUGUGACUUACCAGACUUAUUUAUCUGGCAUUAUAAUGCCUUCACACUUAAAAUGUGAGGUUCUUUAUUAGCAUCUAUGGUUACAUUAAGAACUUUUAACAUCCAUGGAACUUUUCCAUUGUACAAAAAGUUCUUUAUCGUGAAAAGAAGUUUCUUUAGAUUAUUCAAAUAUUGUUCAAAGAAAAAACAAUAUAAGAUCCCAAAAAUGGUUCUUGUAUUGCAUUGCUGUAAAUAUUGGGAAAAAUAAAUAAAAAAAGUUUGCUUGUGAAAAAGCCAACUAUUCAAUUAAAUCACUUUAAAUGCACACAGAUAUAAUGGUUUUUCUGUCACUCAUAUGUGCUUCUUUUGAAGCUCAUGUCAGUUCCCUCUUUUGAAAACUAGGUUUGUAACUAUAUUUUUACAUUUAAUUUUAUAUUAAUUUGUGAUCAUCCUUAAAAAAAGCUUUAUAGGCUAAAUGUAGAGACGUCAGUUGAGCGUGUUAAUCAGAAAGAGCAACAUUCACUCCACCCUAUUUAUGAAGUCUCCAGAGAAACCAAUGAUGAAUGUGUGACAUGUAAGAAACAUCCAGACCGGUCAUGGAAAGUAUGUUCAUAAAGCAUGAGAUUUUGAACAAUAGCAAAUGUUGCUAUAUGUUGUCUUUAACAUGAGAAGCUAUUGGUUUUUAACCUUUAGCCAUUCAGAUCAUACUACCUCUUUUAAAGACUUUGCUUAGGCCUUGAACUCCCACCAGUUCAAGGCUAGAUCUUCUAGAUAAUUCCUGACCAAUGGAAAACAGAAGAUUACUGAUUUUAUACAUUGAAGACAUAAUAUAAGCCAGAGUUUAUUAUUUAAAAAGUGAAAUAUGUUCAUAAAGCUAUGUUGUUGAAUAAAAAACACAUGCUGAAUAACAACAAAUAGACGUUACAAGUUUAGUGUUGGUGCCUGUGAAAACUACAUCUUCUAUAUGAUUCCUGCUUCCAAAGAAUGAAAACACAAAGUAAAGGUAAAGUGAAUCAUUUAUACUUCCGUCUUUUGUAUUGUUUUACUGCUAAUAACUCGACAUUGUGUUUACCAUGUGUUUAUCUCACAGGAGGAGUUUUGUGGCUUUAAUUUUGAAGGAAUUUGCUGUGAAAAUGAGGGUGUGACGUUCAGAAGUAGGAGGUGCGGGAAAACAUACAGAGAACUUGUCACUCUGGUAAUUCCUGUAGCUCAUCUGUAGUGUCAAAUGAAUCAUUUAAGGGUGUUUUGAGAGAGCGAAAUUCUUCAAGCUGUUCACUGAUAGACAACAAAUGGCAUUUGUGUUCAUAGUAGAUUUUGUUAAUUGAUCAGAUAGAUCACCAGGAACCAUGACUGGAUAAGAUUUUAGAUGAAAACAUCAUUAAUACAACAUAAUUUUAUACAUUAAAGCACAUCAGUUGAAGACAGGACAACAACAUGGGAGCUUCCGAGUCUCAACCUGAGAAAAGGAUUGUGCUUCUCGGGAAAACUGGAGAUGGUAAGAGCAGCGCUGGGAAUACGAUUCUCAAACAGCAAGUCUUCAAGAGUAAAGCUUCACCUGAGUCUGUGACGGCUGAAUGUGUCAGUGGAGAUCGGAAGGUCGAUGGCAAAAAGAUCACAGUUAUUGACACGCCUGGACUCUUUGACACAGGACUGGAUGAAGAGACCAUCAAAUCUGAGAUCAUUAGAUCCGUGAUCGAAAGCUCUCCGGGUCCAGACAUGUUCACCAUCGUCCUGAAGGUCGGGAGAUACACAGGACAAGAAAUGGAGAUUGUAGAUAAAAUCGUUGAGUAUUGUGGAGAAGAUACUUUUAAUCAUUCAGUGGUGUUAUUCACUCAUGGAGAACAGCUAGAAGGUCAAACCAUCGAGGAAUUUGUGAAGAUGAGUCCAAAGCUACAGGAGCUUGUUGAUAAAUGUGGAGGCCGCUGUCAUGUCAUCGACAGUAAAUACUGGAAAAAGCGGCAAAUGGGAUACAGGAGCAACAGGGUUCAGGUGAAAAAUCUGCUGGAGACCAUCGAGCAGAAGCUGAAGGACAAUAAGAACAGCUGCUACACCAAUGAACUGCUUCAGAUAGUGGAGGAAGAGAUUCAAGAGGAGAUGAAGAAUGUAAACGAGGUCAAUUUGUUGCCAGAAGAGAAACGAGAAGUAGUAAAAAAAAUUGUUCACAAAAGACUUCUCGUUCGGCUUGCGGGAGUGACCACAGGGACACUGACCGGUGCUUUUCUGGGUAUUGGUGUCGCAGUGGCGUCUGUUGUGACUUUACUGAAAGCCACCAAGGUUCCCGGAUUGGUAGAAGCAGGAACUGUAGCAGGAGCAGCUGGAGUCACGGGAAUUGCUGCAGGAGCAGCAGCAGUGAAGGCAGGGAUUGUUGCCGCAGGGGCUGGUGUUGGAUUAGCUGGUUCAGGUAUCGCUGCAGCUACAGGUGUCACUCUUGGAGUUGCAGCUCUUGCCGGAGCGAUCGGAGGAGGAAUUACUGGAUACAAAGCAGCAGAUGAAGGCGAUUCGGUGUGUGACGCAAUAAAGAACACAGCCAAACUCAACUAUGAGAAUGCCAAAGGUGCAGUGAAAAAGGCAAAGAAACAUCAACACAAACUGUUAAAAAAGGAGAACAACAGUACUGUCGAGGGAACAGAGCAGUUGUAGUGAUAUAUGUAUUACUCUUGAAUUUUAAGAUUAAAGAUUAUAUUGAAGAUUAGAUUGUUGUAUGUUCUUUAUUUUUUUUUUUUUAUCUAAAUAAUGCACGGUGGUUUUUAACUCUCUUCUCUUUAAUUAUAUGAACAUGCAGACAUAUUAUUUAUUAUGAAGUAUAUAUUUUUUGUUGCUGUGUUUAAUUAUAAUUCUAAUAAUAAAAUUAAUAAUAAUAAAAUAUUUUUCUCUUUUCUAUUUGUGAAGGUCUCGUUUUAUUCUUACAGUAUAAUCUUGGCCUGCAUGACAACGGCUGAAUCUCUCAUCACAUUUUAGUUAUUUUAAACUCUUCAUUUAUCUUUUUAUACAUGUUGCGGUCUAUCCAGCAGAUGGCGCUCGUGCAACUCGUACAUUAAAGGGUCAUGAAACCCCUCUGUUUUACCCUGGUCGUUCACAUCCUCUGAGUUUCAAAAAGUCUGUGAAAAUGGGCGUGUAAAGCUCUGGAAAAGUGGGAGUGUAGAGGGGUGGAAGAGGGGAGAGAACAACCAAUGAAGCACAGACAUACAACACACUCAUUAUACAGAAUAAUGAAUAUUAAUAUAUGAGCACGGAGAGAAUGACAACAAACUCCCAAGCACAAGGGAGAGAUGCGAAAGAAUAUUUAAUAGGGCUAAUAAUAGGCUACUUUGAUUAUGUUUACGAGCACUGCAGUCUCAAAAUCAGUCUGUUAGAAUAAUUGUGUCGUCGCGUUCAGAUAGGCUACACCAUUUUAUCAGUGUCCAGUUUGCACAUAUAAUUCAUUUGAAGAAGACUUGAUGACAUAUUUGUGCAUAACUACACUGUGCUGGUUAAUGUUUGGUGCAGGAGAAUGUGUGAAAUAAAAACUUUAAACACGGAUACUUUAUUCUGUAUUAGCUAUGUGUCACAUGGCUAGUGUUAUUAAACUCAUCGUGGAGCUCCACGCUGAAACCGAGCAUAUGCGCGCUCCGCCUGCAUAUCAU
Molecule: messenger RNA, 3870 nt
Organism: Megalobrama amblycephala (Wuchang bream)
Lineage: Eukaryota; Metazoa; Chordata; Actinopteri; Cypriniformes; Xenocyprididae
Product: GTPase IMAP family member 7-like
Exons: 2
Coding region: 1682-2887 (401 amino acids)
Molecular function (GO): GTP binding
Source: RefSeq, a predicted model, not a curated record